CACCAGCAGACCCUCUUCAACAAGCAUAAUCUCGCGGUCCUCGUGAAGCAGACCGGGCGCAGAGAGGAGGCCGAGGUCCUCACCGCCCAGGAGGGGGCGCUCGGGGCCCAGCACCAGGAGACCCUCUGCACCAAGCAUAAUCUCGCGAACCUCCUGGAGCAGACCGGGCGCAGAGAGGGGGCCGAGGACCUCUACCGCGAGACCCUCUUCACCAAGCAUAAUCUCGCGGUCCGCGUGAAGGAGACCGGGCGCAGAGAGGAGGCCGAGGUCCUCACCGUUCAGGAGUGGCCGUUCGGGGCCCAGCACCAGGAGACCCUCUGCACCAAGCAUAAUCUCGCGAAUCUCCUGGAGCAGACCGGGCGCAGAGAGGGGGCCGAGGCCCUCCAUCGUAAGGUUUUCACCGUCCAGUGGGUGCCGCUUGGGGCCCAGCACCAGCAGACCCUCUUCACCAAGCAUACUCUCGCGGUCCUCGUGAAGCAGACCAGGCGCAGGCAGGAGGCCGAGGCCCUCACCGCCAAGGAGGGGGCGCUCGGGGCCCAGCACCAGGAGACCCUCUGCACCAAGCAUAAUCUCGCGAACCUCCUGGAGCAGACCGGGCGCAGAGAGGGGGCCGAG
Prorocentrum cordatum is the source of this 615-nucleotide messenger RNA. The record is from the annotation of a GenBank genome assembly. NCBI's taxonomy places the organism in Eukaryota, Dinophyceae, Prorocentrales, Prorocentraceae.